Molecule: messenger RNA, 965 nt
Organism: Prorocentrum cordatum
Lineage: Eukaryota; Dinophyceae; Prorocentrales; Prorocentraceae
Source: the annotation of a GenBank genome assembly
GGGCGUCGACGAGCAGCUGCUGGAGGCCUGGCUGCUGGGGGGCGAGGCGGGCUGGCCGGCGACAGACGCCCCGCAGACGCCCGCCGCUUCCUCCUGCCUGCGCCUGCGCCGCGUCAGACACGCCGUCCAGCGCUCCAACAACUCGGCUCCAGGGCCGGGCGGCAUUGGACUCUUAGCGCGGCGGCUGUGCCUCCAGCUGUCCACGAACAUCUUGCACGACGCGGCGCCCGUGCUGAUGACUGACGACGGCGCGGAUAUUGCGGCCGACGAGUGGGCGGACCUGAACUCCAGCUUGCUACUCCUGCUCCCCGAGGCGCCUUUGGGCGCGCUGAAGAUUGCGCGCGCCGCGCCCUCCGCUUGCGCGCGGGCCUACGCCGACGACGCAGCGAUGGUCGACCCCGAGCUUCUGUGGCAGUCGGGGCUGGUGCGGGGCAAUUUCGUUGAGUACGGAUGUCUUUCUGGUUUCAAACUGAACGUGCGCGAGAUGGUGUUCGCGCCGCCGUUCCCCCGCGACUUGGAUGAGCUCCGGGCGCGCGUGGCCCGAGCUGCCGUGCUGUGGGGCAGACCCCCCGUUGCUGGGGAAGCAAAGCACGCGGGCUUCAAAGUGGGACCCUUGCGGGCGGAAUCCUCGUGGAGUGCGCCUUUUAAGAAGUUCGUUUUUGCGAAGUUGGUGGACAGGGCAGGGCAAUGGGGCAAGAUGGGAGUUGGUCUGUCUAUGCUCGCGUGCCAGGUCGUCAGCUCCGCGGUGGCGUUUGUCUCACACUUGUUCCCCUGGCCAGAGGAUUUUUCUGAGAUCGAGGAUGGGGCGCGCUCAUUGCCAUGCAGGGGGCCAAUCGAUUGGGCGACGGCUACUGCGUUCAAGGACCCCCAGACGCUGCACUUUCCACGAGCCUUGCUGGACGUGCCCAGCGCUGCCGCGGCGGCCAGGGCUCGGGUUGCUCACUUCGAAGACGCGGCGCACGGGG